CACACACACACACUAGGCCAGAUGUGUAUUUAGGGAUGGGCAAAUGCAAAGUUAGAAUAUGUGACUGGAAGAAAGGGUUUUUAUUACUCUCAUUGUUCUUCAGUCUUGUUGGAGUCACUUUUAAAACCUUUGUGAGCAUGCGCAGAGCAAGGCUGCUUUCUGAACGCAUAGUUGAGUUUUCGUGAAAGAUUCAGCUCAUAUGGUCAUGUUGCACGAGUGGGUGAGGUCUCUCAGUUGCGCAGUUCAUGGGAGUUUGGAGCUGUGAUUUGCAGAGAUCUAGUGUGAACUGAAGCUCUGCAGAGCUCCUCACAGUGGACAAUCAAUUACAAUGCAUAAAAUGCCUCCACUGUACGCGCAAUCCCGAGCAAGAGUCUCCGCCAACACUCUUCAGCGCUGGCGAAACGCGCACGUUUAAAGGGAGAUUACCAUAACAGCAGAAAAGAUGCCCUUCUGCAAGAGGACCAUAGUCCCUAAAGAUGUGUGCAAGAGCGGCGGCAAGAGUCGCGGUGCGAUGCUCACGGAUCUGGUGGAUGUGUGCGGCUUGACUCUGUGCGCGGUGCUCCGGCAGCUGUCGGAUUUAUCCCGUCAGUCGGUGAGCAUCCUGGAGGAGCUGGAGGGAGAGCUCGCCUCCAUCUGCUACCGCUCCGGAGCUCUGGAGAAUAAACUUAUCAGCCUGCAGAAACACAUCUCAGCACUGGCCACCAAGCCGCCGGCCAAAACCGCCACCAACUUGGACUCGGAGAGCAAACGAACGGCCCACUUCCAAUCGUCAUGGCAACAGCAUGUGAAUGUGUUCGGCUCCUGGAGUAGGCCGGAGUGUGUGCAGGAACUGCACCAGGAGGCUCAGCUGAACCUACAGAGUCUGCUGCAAGAUUUUGAGGAGCAGUUGUAUGAUAACAGAGUGACAGGACAUACAUUCAGACAUCCUUCCUCUCAGAGCUCAGAGGACACAUCAGCCACUCUCAGCCGAUCCCCUUCCUCACUCAGCAACAAGAAGACAGAGUUCAUCUUUGUGCCUGCAAAUAAGCAGGUGUGUGUGGAUGCGACCACAACAUUAGGGGUCCGGGCGCAAGACCCGACCCCCUGUGGUUCAGAGAAGUCACUUCUAGGCUGGAAUGCCUCACUGAGUCUACCUGUUGCAGAGAAACCUCGCUGGUACCUGGGCCGACAUACUCCAGCUCACCUUGUACCCAUUGAGAUCACAGGCCAGAGCUUUGAUAAGCACUCCACACAACACAGCGAACUGCGGGCUGCCUUUAGAACUGAUUCAGCGGUCAACCCAAAGACCGUUCGCCGCCCGAGGAGUGUGGUUGCAGGCCCUGAUGUCACGCUGCACUGCCAAGGUGACAGCAAAUUUCUUGCUGUUGAUCUAAUACAAGGUGCCUGUUCCCCUGGAUCCUGUCAACCCAGAUCUUUGGAGCCAACCACCGAGAACACAGGCCAACAGCAUAUUCCCCUUCGGAAGACCCAGAGUGACCUGGAGUACAGUGUCCCCCCAUCCCCAAAGACCCCAUCAGGCAUGAUGGAUCAUGCCACUCUGAUGUGCCCAAGCCCCUCCUGGAAUGGCCCAAAAGGUUCUACUUUCUCUCCUUCCUGGAAUGACUCUUACAACUAUGCCUUAGUUACCAGCCCUGCUUCCAAGCAACCAGUAUCUAAAACUGGAAUGUUAACACCUGGAGAUGAAGGAGGUGGUCUAAUCUGUCCAUCCCAGACCAGUUCAGGCCUUUCCAUGAGCUCAGGGUCACAUUCCAGCUCUUUCACCUCCAUCUUAGAACCAUGUGGACACCGGGUGUACACAGUGUCCACACAGGGGGGUGGUGUUCCUAUAGGGAAACGGAAUGACAUAGAGGGGGCAGUUUCCACUGUAGGCACAGGAAAUAACAAAAGUGAGCAGGAGAAGAGAUCAGCCCGGUCCAGUGUUUUCAGGUUCCGUGAACGUUCACUUUCAACACCAACAGACUCUGGAUCAUUUUGCUCAGCAGAUAAUAUAUGUUCUCCAGGUGAGGCCGUCCCUGUCGUUUCAGAGGUUGAGAGUUAUGCCCUGUUAUAUCCAAGCAACAGCUCAGAGGAUAGCAUGAGCACUGAUAACGUUUCUGUGACCACAGGUUCAGACUUUCUUCUAGAUGGUCGACUGAGGUCACAAUCACGCAGCAUCUCACUAAAGAAAUCUAAGAAAAAACCACCACCUCCAGUACGUAGUGUAUCCCUGAUGAAAAACCUAUCAGAGGUUGGAGGAAUAGGAUCCUACCACAGUGAAGGGCACUUCAGAGAUGGCAGACCCAAAAGUCUCUUUAUCCCCCGAGAUCACCAUAUUCAAUAUUCAUUCCAGCCUGAGUUCCUAAUCGCCAAGCCUGAGGAUGACACAGAUCAAGCCCACAGUAGCUUGGAGACAUCUUCUGAUAUUUCUCAGCCUGCUGACAGGGAAACAGAGCUUGGAUUUUCUCCUCACUGGCAGCUCAAUGAGUGGAAGUCUAACAACGAUCCAUACCGCUCACUGUCGGGUUCAAGUACAGCCACAGGUACCACAGUGAUUGAGUGCAUGAAGGUGCGGGGCAGCUCAGAAUCCCUAAAUUCACCCUCAACCUCACGAGCCACAUCUCCAUCACAGUUCUCAAUUGAGGCUGAGACCAAGGUAUCCCCCUUCAAGCCCCCAUGUCUCAUGUCCCCAUCCAGUGGCUACUCAAGCCAGUCUGAAACUCCAACCCCAACUAUAUCAAACACCUUUAUCACUGGACCUUCUCCAGUUGGCUGCAAGAUGCGCCCAAAGAUUCCAGAGCGUAAAUCUUCUCUCCCAGCUUCUGCAAAGGAUAAAUCACGUUCACGUCUUUCAUUUGAACUACCUGCAAACUCUCAGCUGGAUCUGUCCUCUGUCAAACCCAAGAUGAAAGCCAGCCGACGCCACUCUGACACAUCUACAGCCAACAAACCAGGUAAACUGAGCCCUAGUCAGUCUUCACUGCCUAUGGUUACAACAACAGACUUGCGUAACAUCCGACUUCGUUCAAUAAGCCGCUCAGAACUUGAGGACAGUCCUGAUGGCUCUUCUGACAUUAUAGAGGAAGAGCAAAGUCGAGAUCUAAGCCCUCCUAUUACUCCCUCUAACACAAAACAGUCAAAGCCACCAGUUGCAGUGAAGCCACCUCUGCCUAAACGACCAAUGAACUUGAUGCUUAAAUCUCCCUCAUCCUCCCCUCUGGCACCUGAAUCUCCUCCAUCUUCCCCUGUGGACAGACCCAUGCCUUUGGGUAACAUCUAUAUGGUUGUGAGAAAGCCCAAACCUAAGAGACCAGCUCAGUCAUCACUCAGCACCUCUGCAAUAGCCCCACAAGUGCCACUCCACAGCCAUGUACCUCCUCUCCCUGAGUUUGAUCUGGAGCAUGGGAUUCCUAUUGAAGAAGAUCCUCCAUCCCCAAGUAGCCCAGAAAGUGAGGACAAAUGUAAGACCCUGCCAAGUAGAAUGACAAUAUCCUGUUUAGCAGAAUUAGACAAAAGGAAGCCCAAGGUACCUCCUCCAGUGCCGAAAAAACCCAAUGUUUUUCUUCUGCCCUCUCCAAGCAUUCAGACCAAUGGUGGGGCAGAAAGGCAAACUCUACUGUCCAACAACAUCUCCCAAUCACCUACAGGUCCAUCAGCAUCUAACAUUGAGGGAGAUUUGCUUAAAGAUGAAGAUCAAGAUGAUCCUGCAAAGGAAAAUUUAGAUGGAAACUAUAAAAAUUCUGAAAGUUACGAGACCUCUGGAAAUCACGAGAAUGAUGUGGUAGUUGAAGAGAACAGUUCAAAAUAUUCAGCUUAUCAUCAAAUUACGGAAAGAGUGGCACCUCCAGCAAAGACAGUAACAGAAACUUAUGCAGAAACAGAAAUACUGGAAGAGAACAAUUCUGCUGUUGACAAUACCGAACUAUACAUUACAGAGGAAACAGACGAUGAUGUUUUUGUCCACACACCCACAACUCACACGACUGAGGACCUCUUUACCAUCAUACACAGGUCAAAGAGGAAAGUUCUUGGUCGCAAGGAACCAGUGGAUUCUUUUGGAAGCAGGCAGUGUCUGGUCUCACCUGUGAAAAGCAGUAGCACAGACCUCCGAACUCUAGGCCUUGGGACCACUCCUAGGUCAAGCUCACGAAAUGAGAACUUUAUUGCUCUUCUCCAGAAGAGAAGCAGCAAAGCCAGCAGCGGGACCCGAGUGUCUGCCAUGGAGUUGCUGAAGAGCACAAACCCCUUGGCACGACGAGUCACUGAGUUCUCUCAGUCACAGCCAGAUGGGAGUGCAAUGAGCACACCAAAACCAACUCCACAGGAAGAGUGAUUCCACUUGUAGAGAACCACAUGCUGGAUAUCAGUAUGGCUGGUUUUCUGUUUCACCCCACUUCCCAUCUAAAUGGUUUAAUUUACAAAGACCUCAUGCAGAAGGAAAUUAAGUGAAUUUGAGUUUUUGCUUUCAGACAAGGGGAUCACACUCUGAUGAUGAAAGAUUGUUGUGGAGUAUAGUCAGUAUUAAAGGAAACAGCCCACCACUGAUAUACAACUCUGGCAUAGAAAUCUGCUAUUCUGGAAAUAUGAAUGCAAUGAUGAAACUCUUGAAUGGAAACGGACAUCAAGAAAUAUUUUCAGACUGUUCACUAUUUUAGGAGCCCAGCCUAUAUUUGUGGCCAAAGCCUGCUCUGCCCAUUUCAGUGGUGGACUAGAAAGUGUCUUAGUAGGAUAAUUAUGUUUUAAUAGACUGCACAAACUCGCACAGAGAGAGGAGUGAAUGACAUUCCACAAAGGUUGUAAGAAAGGUCUGGUACCCAUAAAAAGGAAGCACUUUCACCAGUACAGGAACUAGUUUACAAGACAAAAAGCUAUAUUUGUUAUUUUCCAUUGUUUUUUGGUUUUGUUUUAUUUUUUCAAAAAAUAUGAAAGGCCAUAUAUUG
Messenger RNA from Sinocyclocheilus grahami, 4916 nucleotides. Its product is annotated as NHS-like protein 2. The record is from RefSeq and is a predicted model, not a curated record. Gene Ontology annotation, biological process: cell differentiation. Lineage: Eukaryota; Metazoa; Chordata; Actinopteri; Cypriniformes; Cyprinidae. The transcript has 8 exons. The coding region runs from base 443 to 4309 and encodes 1288 amino acids.